Molecule: messenger RNA, 4104 nt
Organism: Perkinsus marinus ATCC 50983
Lineage: Eukaryota; Perkinsozoa; Perkinsida; Perkinsidae
Product: snf2 histone linker phd ring helicase, putative
Exons: 5
Coding region: 1-4104 (1367 amino acids)
Molecular function (GO): metal ion binding; ATP binding; ATP-dependent chromatin remodeler activity
Source: RefSeq, a predicted model, not a curated record
AUGCCUCGUCUCAAAGCGACCCCCAAGCGCGUUAUCUUUCAAGUCGCUGAGAGCAUCCAAUCGCAGCUAUGCCCGUCCCACCCGUCCAUUGAAUCAUCUCCGGCCAGCUCCUCAGCAGUUUCCAUAGCAGUUCUGGCGGACUCUCUGGAGUUGUCCGAUUCUGAUCACUCCAGCAGCUCUUCGUCCGUCGCUACUGCCAGGAGUGACUCCAGCAGUCCCUCCAGGCGGACCGGGAAAGCUGGGUUGAAGAGGAAGAAGUCAGUGACGAAACCUGAGGAAGAGCCUAUCUACUGCUCUGAGGUCGCCUGUCUAUUAGCAAGUUGGGUCGGUGAAGGAUUUUGGUCUGACUCCACGCAAUGCGUCAUCACGGCCAUCAACGAGGACGGAAAAGUCGUCAUCGCCUCCGCCGUAGAAGACGAGGAGGCAUGUGCGUGCAUUGUGAGAGUCGGGCGGGGACUAACUCAAAAGGUGUUCAACGCACUCCGGUUGCUGCAACGGCAAGGGGUGGUGGCGGUAAGAGCGACCCACCUAGCCAACACCAAGAUUAGGUUUGAAGUGGGCCUAGCCCCCGGUUUUGUGGUCGACGACGAACUUGGAGCUGAACGCAUCGCGGAGAAGUUGCCUGCAGCCAGCCGGAGAGACCUAGCUGUCGUGUUAGCUUGGGCGGUAGCAGUGACUGCUCAGGAGCCCGUCGGUGGCGAUCUGGAGGUCGGUACGGAGGAUUUCCUUGCUGCAGUGAAGCCCCCUGGAGAGCCCUUACAGGGUACAGCUGAUGUCAUGACUGGCGAGGACCAACUGGCCUGCACUUUGCUAGACUUCCAGCGACACUCAGUCCGCUGGAUGAACCAUGCUGAGAGUCGGCCUCCUGAUGAAAGUGUCCCCCACCCGGCGUGGAUACCCCUGGGGGAGGUCUUCAUCAACCCCCGGCUCCCAGGAGUUAGCAGGUCUGCCGUGUCCCUGAGGCUGAGCUCGGUUCAUGGGGGUAUGUUGUGCGACGAGAUGGGCCUGGGUAAAACGGUAGAGGUCCUAGCUACGGUCGCGACUCGGCCGCGUCCCUCAGACGGCCAAUCGGCGGCUCAGGUUUUGGAUCUGUUCUACAGCUCACAGCUGUGUGCUCUCAAAGGAGUGAACAGUCAGGAUGGUCCUGACGACGCGGUCUCGAAAAAGUUGCGACGGGAAGUUGCCGACCUUCAUGCCACUUACCUUCUACAAGAUGGUUAUGCUAAGUCUUCGGCGACGCCUCCACACGAUGGGAAUCGACCACCGACGUGGUUGGACGAGUACCAUCCUGACAGAGCUCGUGCAUUCAAAGAGGCCUUCGGGUAUCCGGAGAGCUCGAGCCCGCCUGGGGAGGAGGAUGAUGAGGAGUCGCGUUGUCUGACCUGCGACAGAACGGGAGAUGCUGAUGCACCCUGGGUGGCCUGUGAUGUCUGUGAGGGUUGGCACCAUCAGCAGUGUGUUGGCUACAAUCUGCUGGUCAUGGCAAGCUCGGCGUUUAUAUGCCUCAACUGUCUCCACCGUGGGUGUGCUGAGCUUUUGCCUGUGGCCGCCACCUUAGUCGUUGUCCCUGCUAGCUUGCUCCAGCAGUGGGUCCGCGAGAUCGGUCUUCACGCUCCGACCAUGCGGUUUGUCGCCUACACUGAGAGCGAGGAGGGAGUGUUCCCGAGCCUAGCUGAUAUCGUAUCGGCUGAUAUUGUCUUGGUUUCCUACCCUGUGCUGGGUGAUAGCCUCUUGCGGACUGAGUCGGCUGAGUGGGACAGUGCUCAUGCGCUCCGUUACCGUCGACAGUCUGGCAGCUCCACUCGUACACCCUCUGCGCUACUCCGAGUGAGAUGGUGGAGGCUCAUCAUGGAUGAAGCCCAGCUGGCUGAGGGCGGUCACAGUGGGGCCUGCCGUAUGCUCAAGAGACUCACGGCUGUCAACCGUUGGGCCGUCACGGGGACUCCACUCACUCGCGGUGACCUGCGACCAGUAUUGGAGUUUUCGAAGGUCCCAAUUGAGGGUGCUGACGUUAAGGCCAUACAGGAUUCUCCAGGCGGUGUGCAUCGGCUACUGCCGCUGAUGAAGAAGCUGAUGUGGCGAGUGUGGAAGGUUGACGUGCUCGACCAACUGAAUAUGCAAGGCCUGGUCCAACACGUGGUCUGGCAGGAGCUCUCAGCAGUUGAGAUGUUCGGCUAUCGUCGGCUUGAGGAGUCUAUCCGGAAGGAGGCUCAGGGGUCUCUGGCGAAGCGCGGCGCUUCGAGGAACGCUGUGAGCUAUUUGUGGGACCUCACGCGGCUACUGCAGCUGCAGUGCGUACAUCAGGACCUGCGGAUGAAGCAGAAGACGUCGUACACGGGGAAGAGGAAGUCGAGGGUCUUUACUGAUGUCAAAUACAGCACAUUCGAACAGAACGUGAGAGCUCUGAUGACUGCUGCUACAAACAGGGCUGAAGAGGCGCUGCGGAACCUCGUUGCGACAUGGAACGGUCAAGCCGGACUACAGAAGCUGAAAGGAGACGAUGAUGCUGCAAGAGUGCUAUAUACCAAAGUCUUGAACGCUGAGGGUGAGUUCGGCACGAGGGUUGACAACCAACCGAAGAUACAUGCUCUCGUCCACUCUGGAGCUAGCGAAUCUGAUGUCAAAGCGGAGACCGACAAAUUCCUGGUUACCUCGUCCUCCUCCAUUCAAACACACUCGGCCAACUACUAUAAGCUUCGGGAACAGCUGCCUCCUGACUCCAGUCGAUGGUGGCUGGUAGCGGCACCAACAUUGCAGGGCCCAAUGGAGGCUGCUUACUUCCAACAGGACCUCAGAGAGGUUGACGCUCAUGUCACGCAAAUUGUCGAAGCGUUGGAGGGCAUUCCUAUUGACUCGCCCCCGGAGCAUCUGGUCACGGAGAGCAUCUGCUGCGCGAAGUGCCGGGGAAAAGGCCGGCCUGGCCGCUCAUGCUUCUUCUGUCGUUUGGAUCCACAUUUUGAAGGAUAUCAAAGAGUCGCCAAACUACCGCGGUUCAAGAAAAUCGGCCAAGAGGCAGCCAGUGGUUCCGAACUGUUCAAUUAUCGGCUUGGCUGCUUCGAUGAGCUCCGACAGACUCGUCUAACAUACCGUUGGCCGUCGGAAGGGGACGUGCAGCAGACCCGGCCAAUCGAAGGAUGGGCCCUGAACCAAGACCUCGUUGUGUGGAGCCCUGAAGAGCUCGAAGCCAAGCUUGCCGAGCUGAAGGCGGAGGAGAAUGGUGCUGAGGUUACACUGAGACGGAACCUCGGACAUCUGCGGUUCUUGAAGACCCAGCUUCCCACUGAGUCAGAGGAUCGCCCCGGCCUUGAACUCUGCCCAGUAUGUGCCACAGAGAAGCCAACAACAGUCUGCAUGCUACCCUGCGGUCACAGCUACUGCCAACAGUGUAUCAGCACCCUCCUCCAAAGAGGACGAGGGAGUCUCCGUUGCCCAGAAUGUAGAGUCUUCACACGACGCAACGAGAUUGGCCAUAUUGCUGGCGAAUCUACUGAGCCAGGGGACAGCGACUCGUCCCCUGUGCCCAGCGAAAGCGUCAGUGGUUCUGUUCUUAACGAGGCCUUCAGUCCGCUGCCUGAGGCCGCGCUCAGAGCCAUGGAUGUCUCAUGUCGAUUGGUCGGCCAGUGGGGCACUCGGAUAUCGAGUGUCACCCUCUUGGUGAAGUACAUUACUGAGACCCUUAGCGAGUCUGUAUGUGUGUUUUCUAAGUGGGUUCCGGUCCUAAACUUACUGGGCUCGGCGCUCAAAAGCAAUCACGUGCCAUUCGUUCUCUGGUCCGUCAGCAAGUCGAAAAUGGUUGAGAGGUUCUUCGACGGCCGAGUCCGGACACUCCUCUGUCCACUAGCGUCUGCCGGACAAGGACUGAAUCUCACCGUGGCGUCACAUGCAAUACUCCUGGAGCCCCCACCAAAAUACUCCCAAACUGCACAGGCGGCUGCGAGGAUCUGGCGACUCGGGCAACAGAAGGAGGCAACCGUCUGGCACUUCGUGUCGUGCAGGACGGUCGAGGAGGCGAUGUGGACGUUGAGUCGACGAGCCGACCAAGAAGAGGAUGCCGAGCUCCUGCGGGACAUUUUUAGCGGCCUCACUGGCGAGCGAGUUCCAUAG